AUGGGAGGGAGGGAUGUUUGUCCGGAGGCUUGGAGGCAGGGGGAGAAGAUCCUCGUGUCCGAACCGCGGGAUGUGAUCAAGGGGUGUGAGGAAUUGACCUCGCUGAAACAAUCUCUCCUGAAAAGCCCGGUCGGUCAAGACCUCUCCCUCCCCGGCAUGGCCAUCUCCGCCUCCGUCCCCCUACAAACCGCCCUAAAAGACCUGAACCUCAUACCAAGCCCCGCCGACCCCGAACCAACACCCCCACAGCAGGAGUCUCUAAACCACCUCCUCCACCUCGCGCGCUCCGCCGAGCAGCGAAUCCAACAAGCCCUCCUGGACACCGAGUUCGUCAUGCACCAACUCCGCGCCUUGUGUAAGGAGGCUUGUGAGGAGGAGGAGGAGUCGAAGAAGGCUGUUGCGAAGACGAUGCCGGAUUUGCGGAAGAGGUGGUGGGUGCAGAUGGAGGGGUUGCGUGAGGCGGCGAGGUUGGUGGGGGAGGAGGGUGGGGCGGAGGGGGCUUUCUGGGUGGGAGGGAGUCCGGUUGAUAGUGGGAGGGGGUCGAGGAGGGGGUCGAGGGUGGGAGAGGUGUAG
Molecule: messenger RNA, 573 nt
Organism: Zasmidium cellare ATCC 36951
Lineage: Eukaryota; Fungi; Ascomycota; Dothideomycetes; Mycosphaerellales; Mycosphaerellaceae
Exons: 1
Coding region: 1-573 (190 amino acids)
Source: RefSeq, a predicted model, not a curated record